AUGUUGCCUUGAUUGUGUAUUUAAAGUACAGCAACAUAACCAGUCCCAUGGAUAAUCACAUACAGGUGUGUGCUUGAGUUGCAUGCGUGCAGGGCAUGGUGUGUGUAUGUGAGAGAGAGACCACAAAGUGGAUGGAUGAGUUUUCUCGUAAAGGCCAGCACAGAUGUUACUUGGGGUUUUUUUUUCUCCCCCUCAAACCGGUUGAGGUUUUCUCUAGAAAGUCGCAAAACAAGUUGUGUUUACAUACCCACUAAGGUACAACUGAUGAAAAACACCAGCCACGCUAUUUUAGUUAGUAGACACUGGCCCAUGCUAUAAACUUGUAAUUUCUGUUUGACAAAAGGAAGUAUCCAUGCCAUUCCUUUUCCCCUGCAACUUCUGAACUUGGCAUGCAGGAACAUUUUCGUUUGUUUUUGUUUUUUUAUAUAUCACUGAAAAUUAAGUAAAACUAUUAUACCUUAAAAAUUUUAAAUAUUCUCAUAGGUAUCACAAGGUAAUCUGUAUACACAAUAGCUUGUGCACAUUACUGUACAUAUGCACAUGGUUUUUCUCACUUCCUGCCCUAUAACACCUUUACCCAAACUGACGUUGACAAUGCUAUUUUAUAUUUAAUGUUCACAUAUGUGAUAAGUGGAAUUUAUUAAUGGCAAGGUCACCCCGCAGUUUAGCGUCUUUGGCCACGAAUUCAAACAGCAUGGCUAAUUAAGACAAACUUUAUUAUAUUCUCACCCAUGUUUACCUUUAGUGAGGAUGGACUCCCUCAACUGUUUGACACUAGGGAUCAUUUUUCGUAGCUCGGGCGCUAUUUGAGAACAAAAUUAAAAUGCAGGAAAGCCCAUAGGCAAAACGAGACUGCCCCUGAGGUCGAUAUUGAAACAUAUUUGGACGGCCCACAUGCCAAUCAAAAUUUCCUCGCAUCCUAUUGGUCCUCCCUCCGAUAUUAUCGUUCCAUCUUCUGCUCGUCUAGUCUGUUAGGCUUUCCGCUGUCCCCAUCCGCCAGUAUACAUAGAUCCCCUCCAAAUUGGUCCUCAGAUCCUUUUCUGUUUCGUUCGCAGCUACGAAAAGGUGACAUUUUGCGGUGUGUACGACCAACGCUGCAUCAAUACACAACAACGCUACUGAAGCGUGUUUGGCUCCAUUUUUUUUUUCCUUUUUAGAUGAAAUCGGACACCGCUGAUGUUAUAGCGUCAAUGUCCUCCCGCUGGCUGCGCUGCGGAGUGAUAUUCCAUUGGAACCGACAAUGUGGAGGGUGUUAAAAUGUCUACUUGGAAAAUGAAAUUGUUACAGUUUCUUUAACACUGAAGAAACCGAGUAACACAAGAGUUAUGGUUCGUGUGACACACGUGUCUUCAGCUUCGUGACAAAGACGACAGCGAGUCGAGGCGACAGAGGAGCGCUUCAUAUUGUCUUUCCUCUUCAUCAAGACCACAGUCCGGACCACGGGGGAAGGAUCCUAUCCCUAACUUUGUUUUUUUUUCCUCCUCUUUUUGUACUCCAGCCGCUAAUUUCUCCCUGUUGGAUGCCACAUUGUUAAAUUCAGAUGUUUGAGCUUCCAGUUUCAAAUGGCAAAAACCGGCCAACAACUCUCAACAGCCCUAAAUUUGGAGGUUCAGGUAUAGAUGAGAGGAAUGGGUCCAGUCCCUGGGGAACAGGGGAACAAAACAGUCCAUCUUUCAACCAGGGAAGGGGUUAUGGAGAAGAAGGCCUUUACAGUGAACAAGAGGCCAUGGCUUCUGCUCCCAUAUUUGAAUCAGGGAUCGUUGGGAAGGCAGAACGAGGACCAUACUCGUCACUUGGAAUGCAGCCGGGCUUCAUGACAAGUGAGAUACCCAUACCCAGUCCUGAUGCCCUCUCUCCAUCUGGCACGAAGCCAAACUCUCAGUUUUAUCCCUCCUAUACAGGGAGCAAUCCUCGCAGGAGACCCUCACAGGACCCCAUAGAAUCACAGCCAAAAAAGAUCAGGAAGGUGCCCCCUGGCCUGCCCUCCUCUGUUUAUACAUCAGCCUCAGGGGAGGAUUUUAACAGAGACAAUGCUUGCUACACAGGCUCCAAGACAGGAAACGUCUACCCACCACCAUUCUUCAUGCAAGAAGGCCUCCACCCGCCCUCCGACCCAUGGGGCUCUGCCGGGUCGAUGGUUCAGCCUGGUUAUUCUGCCAUGCUGGGCAACUCCCCCCAUCUGAGCCAGCAUGGUCCCUUUACUGCCAUCAACCCCCAAGACAGACUGAAACGGCAGCCACUGCCCCUCUCUCCUCAAAAUUACCCCCUGCAUGCCAGUGAAGUGAGCGGGGCUCAUCCUGCUGGCUUCCACUCUGGCUCCAGCAGCUUUGGAGUCCCCAGCCACACACCCCCCAUCGCUGGCAGCGAAACCAUUAUGGCAAAUCGGGGUGCGAUACCUGGAAGUUCAGGUGACGAGAUUGGAAAAGCUUUGGCAUCUAUCUAUCCUUCAGACCCAAACAGCAACGCUUUCCCUCCGUCCCCUUCAACUCCCUCUGGCUCUCCUCAGGCUUUAUCAGGCUCUGCAUCCCAGUGGACUCGAUCCUCUGGUCAGGCCACACCUUCACCUAACUUUGAUGCGGGAAUUCAGCCUAUGAGUAAAAUGGAGGACCACCUGGAUGAAGCCAUCAAUGUUCUUCAGCGUCACGCCAGCGGGCCAGGACUUGCUGAAAUGCAUAGCCUUCUCCAGUCGGGCUUAGGGUUACCGCCAGCCUUGUUGGUUACCGCUGGCAGUGCAGCCGGACUUGCCGGUCGCCUGCAGGGAAUGGUGUCUGGUCACCACGAGGACUCUGCUAGUCUGCCAUCUAGUGGGGGACUUUUGCAUGGGCACCAUGGCUCUGCAUCUGUGCCACCGGGCUCUCAGCAUGAAGGCUUUACAGGCCUACCUGGUAACAUAAAUCGCCCCACUGCUGCUAUCAAACAAGAGCUGAAGGAGGACGAUGAGAACUGCUCCAUGACAGACAAGUCGGAAGAUGAGAAAAAAGAAAUGAAGAACCGCUCUCGAACAAGCUGCAGCCUUGUCUCGGUGACCGAUGAGAACCUGACUGCUGAGGAGAAGGAGCAGAGGGAGCGUGAGCGCCGCCUUGCUAACAACGCUAGGGAGAGAGUGCGUGUUCGAGACAUAAACGAAGCCUUCAGAGAGCUGGGCAGGAUGUGUCAGGUCCACCUGCAGAGCGACAAGGCCCAGACCAAGCUGGUCAUCCUGCAACAGGCUGUCCAGGUCAUACUGGGUCUGGAGAAGCAGGUGCGAGAGCGUAAUUUGAACCCAAAGGCUGCCUGCCUCAAGAGGAGGGAGGAGGAGAAAGUGUCCUGUGUGGACCCCCAGAUGCAGCUUAGUGGGGGUCACCCAGCUGUAGGAGGAGAUGGACACAACUCUGUGAGCCAUAUGUAACUCUUAGUUCCUGUCGAUUGUACAGCCCUAAGAACAAGUGGCCUUAGUAUUUCAUAGUCAUGCAUCUCAGCGUGUUAAUCGACUGUUGGAAAACACACGCACACACCUCAUUACUGACAAAGCAGGUGGCCACAUUCCUGACGAUGAAUCCAAGAAUAACAAGCACACCGAUACAAAAAGCGAAGAAGAAAGAUUUAUUGAUCUCCACACAGAAACACGUUAAACCGAGGACACUGGUUUAAAGAGAGUGGAAACUGGACAUAAGGACAUUCUUAUGAUCAUCGUGGUUUUGUAAGACAUUUAAAAAAUUUCUUUAUGCUUUGGGAGCACAACUUGUUUGGAUCAAAUGAAGCGUUCGGAUCAAUUGCUCAUGUGAGUAAAGUUAGGAUUUGUAUUGGUGGAUAAUUAUCGGCAUUCCCAUCAGAAAAAAAGGAGGUCUUACAUUCUUCACAAGAAGAAAGGGUGGAUUUAUCUCUGUUUAAUUACACCAGAAGUGGGCUUUAUGCGUAGUGUUGAUGAAAAUAAUAAAUAUUCUCUUGACUGAAUUGCAGAGGCAGCUUACUCCUGCCAGUGGAAGCUGACUGCUCUUUUUGCCAUGCUGGUAAUCCAGGCUGUAUUUCCUGCAUUUAUUAAAGCGGCUGAGAAGGCGUCGCACACUCGCGCUGGGUUCAUUUUUGCUCUUUAAGCGUGGAUCCAACCUGAAAGUCCUGUACAUCUGUUACUGUCACUGCCAUGCAAGUGGAAUGGAAAGACUGGAAGAGACAAACACGUGACUCUGUGCAGAACCCACAGUGCUGUUGCAUCAAACAUGCACACCGACACGCCAACCCCCGUCCGCCCGUGAGGACUUGAGCAUCCUUCUCAGUUUCAGCCGCAUCAGCCUGCCAACAUCCAAUCAUAUAUAAAGACGCUGUUACAGCACGUAAACCUUACUUAACACAAGUCUCAGAGCAGUUUGUGUUGUGGUAUAUUACAUUUUGCUAGAAGACAGAAAUAACUGAGUAUUUAAAGGGAUCAUGAGUGUUACUGCCACCUUUUAGAGAAUUUAUUGCCACUGACUGACUUGUUUUGGUUGCUCAGUGUUUGGUGUUUUGUUUUUUUUCCCUCCCCUUCUGAGCAAUUGCAGAGCCUGUUAUAAGGAUCUUCCUUGUGUAGAACUGAUUUGUCAUUGUUUUUUUGUUUUUUUUACUCUGUAUGAUAGUUGUAAGAGUUUUGUUUGUAUCAUUUAAAAUGUUUUUGUUUGUUUAAAUUGUUUUGAGUGUAAGAUGACCCCGUUUAGAUUCCAGGAACAAAGUGAGGUGUUUUCUUUGGUGCCAGAUGUGGGGGGAUAAAAAAAAAAUAUCAGAAAUGGCUGCAACAUCACAUGUUGUGACUCUUAAUUUUUUAUUUAUUUCUUUUAACCCUGUUUGAACACAAACCUGUCAGGCCGUUUGUAGUUUGAUUGUUCUGCUGUUUGACAGUUUCUCUUAAAAUGAAAUUUAAUGGGGUUUUUAUUCUUUAGCUCACCCCCUUCUGCUUUCUCUAAUGUCAGACUCUUUUGAUGAGCCUGUUGAUUAGUUUCUUAGGAAGGUGCAAAAGGGGCGGUCUGCACAAUCUGCAACAAAAUUUGCUGUUUCAUAUUAACAUGAAGCAUAAAAAAAUCAAAAAGGGUGGCCUUGGUCAUUUUCCUGACUGUGGGAGUUUUGAUAUUGGUUUCUCACCAGUGCCUGAAUAUGUCUCUGUUACACGGUGGAUAAUGUUGCAUUUAAGGAUUUGUAGGUUAUACCUUUUUUCCCCCCUUAAAUAAUAGAGAUAUAUAAAAGCAUAUACACUUCAGCAAAACCGGUCAAUGUCUCAAACACCUAAAUGAAGAAUCACACUCUGUGACGUGCUUCUGUGUGUGUAUGUCUCAUGAGAUGUAAGAUGACUUAUCUGGUCUACAACUUUGAUGCUGAAAACUGUACUUCUUGCCUUUUGUGUUCAGAUUUUUACUUAUGAUUUUGUUCUGAAUUGGCAUGUGCAUUGAUACAUAUGUACAGCUGUAUGAUGUAUAUGUCCUUGUCAGCUUUAUCAUUGCAAGCUGAUACUGAUUUGUCAUUAUCCUUAUUUGUCAUUAUUUCACAAAGUUGGCCUGUGGAGAAGCCCCCAAAUAUCAUUUUCUUUGCCACUCACUCUGGUCUUUUCCCCUCCACAAUAAUGUGUGUGUGUGUGUUUGUGAUGUGGUUUAUUGCUACUGAACACUUUGAUUUCUUUACAUGAAAGAUGCAGUAACCCUGUAUCAAAACACAUGCA
This is a messenger RNA of Oreochromis niloticus (Nile tilapia), 5659 nucleotides long. It is a transcript of the gene tcf3a, whose product is annotated as transcription factor 3a. Gene Ontology annotation, cellular component: transcription regulator complex; chromatin. The transcript has 19 exons. The record is from RefSeq and is a predicted model, not a curated record. Lineage: Eukaryota; Metazoa; Chordata; Actinopteri; Cichliformes; Cichlidae. Gene Ontology annotation, biological process: regulation of transcription by RNA polymerase II. Gene Ontology annotation, molecular function: protein dimerization activity; DNA-binding transcription factor activity, RNA polymerase II-specific; RNA polymerase II cis-regulatory region sequence-specific DNA binding. The coding region runs from base 1541 to 3388 and encodes 615 amino acids.